Nematolebias whitei (Rio pearlfish) is the source of this 1434-nucleotide messenger RNA. RefSeq names its product F-box/LRR-repeat protein 12-like. The transcript is spliced from 3 exons. Gene Ontology annotation, cellular component: SCF ubiquitin ligase complex. The coding region runs from base 16 to 1233 and encodes 405 amino acids. The record is from RefSeq and is a predicted model, not a curated record. Gene Ontology annotation, molecular function: protein binding. Lineage: Eukaryota; Metazoa; Chordata; Actinopteri; Cyprinodontiformes; Rivulidae. Gene Ontology annotation, biological process: SCF-dependent proteasomal ubiquitin-dependent protein catabolic process; protein polyubiquitination.
AGUUUUAUUUACAAAAUGGACGAAUUUAAAGCCUGUAAUCUGGACUUUUUUCCUGAGAACAUUUUAUUAGAUGUUUUAUCGUACUUGAGCGUUAGAGAGCUUGUCAAAGUUGGGAGAGUGUGUAAGAGGUGGAAACGCCUGGUUAAAGACCAAAGACUGUGGAGAACUGUUGAUUUGACAUCAUGGAAAGGGGUGACGUCUCGCAUCCUUUGGGUCCUCUUGCGCCAAUACCUAGGUUGCGGACUAAGGAGCCUUCGCUUACGGGGUUUGCUGCUCUCUGCUCGAGGUGGCACCUUUCUCUCCGAGCCUUGGCUCAAGGCAUUGUCCACAAAAUGUCCACGCCUCAGUAAGCUCUAUCUUCUCCAUUCAGAUUUGAGAAGCUUACCUAGCUGCCAGAUCUUGCCUCCAUCUUUGAGAGCGCUGGAGCUGUGUAGUUGUGAGCUGCCUCGAGAUUUUUUCAGCCAAAGCCUGUCCACUUCAUCUGCUCAUCCUCAUGAUGGAGCAGAAGCCACAUCAAGUGCUUCACAGAAAGGAAGGGAUAAGAAAAGCAAAGGACUUGGCUCGUCUUCAGGAAUUGGUAUUGAGAAGUUGGUCCUUAACAACGUGCCCUCUUUUACAGACCAGCACCUUCAGAGUCUAACAUCAUGGGAAAAGCUGAGUCGACUGGAGUUACGCAACACCUUUCGUGUAACAGCUAACGGGCUUCAAAGCUGUGCAGCUAAGGAUGACCUCUCAGGCACGAAAGGGCUUUCCAGACUCAAAUUUCUUGAAAUAGGUAUUACAGGACGACAAGGCUACCAGUUACAGAUGGCCUGCCUUGGAUUGGGGGCAGGGUGGAUUGGACUUGAGGAGCUGAGUCUUGGUGGUAAAGAAGUGGGGCCAGGCUUGCUCUGUGCCAGCCGUCUGAAGGACCUGAAACAUCUUCGUCUUUGGGGCUGCACGCUCAGCGAGUUGCAGAUUGUUCGGAGCUGCAGGAUGCUCCGUGGACUUCGCCAGUUGGAGUUUUUAGAUGUGAUUUUCCAGCCACGACAGAUUCCACCCAUGGAGGAGGGCCAAGGAGAUGGCGAUGAACAGCAGGACCAAGAGGAAGGUGCAAGUGCAAAUGCUAAUGAUGAAAAUGAGACACAGGAUGGGAAUGACCCAUUUCCAAGUCUACGGCGAUCGCUGGCCGUCCUGCUGCCGGCCUGCAUUCUGGUUUUCACCAACUGUACUGUUCAGAACAAUCCAGACUGAAUAUGGGCAUAAAUUCCCUUUAUGGGGCAGAUGUGGUUCAAAAGUAAGAAUUAUUGUUUGACUGAAAAGUCAACUCUGCUUAUCUAAAUCCAUAUAUUGAAGUGUCCUUGAAGAAGAAACCAGAUGCAACCGUUGUGUUUACUGUAAUUCAUGUGUGUAUGAUAAAGGUUUAAUGUGUUUUUAAAGGAAGGCAUAUUUAUA